AUGGCUGAAUUCCCAUCUGGAACGGCGCCAAUAAAGGCAGAAUAUCUGCUCUCAACCUCAGCACCAAGUUCCGCACCGGAUGAUGAUGCCGCUGAGGGAAGUAGAAAUCGUAUCAGUGGUUCGUCGCGCUUGGAUGAGCCACAUACUACUGGUCCAUUCCGAAAAAAAAUGUCCAAGGAAGAGAAAAAGGCCCAGAGAGGACAGAACAAAGGCAGACGGUUCGGCAAAGUCAGAGACGAGUUUGAUCUCUGCUGGAAGAUUGCCAAUGGAACUGUAUGUGAACACGGUACAGAAUGUCGAUUCAAUCAUGACGUUCCUUCGUAUUUGACUGCCAAACCUCGCGAUAUCCAUAUGCCGCAAGCGACAGAAUUAUCAGAAAAGUCGCCUUUCAUUCCUGAGACCCUAUCCGGUAUUUUGUCUGACGCGUCUAUAUGUCCCGUCUUCGCCGAGCUUGGAGAAUGCAGAUAUGGUUUCAAGUGUCGUUUUCUGGGCUCCCAUGUCCGGACCAACCUGGAUGGUUCUCUAUCACUCGUCACCGAUGAGGUCAAAAUGGCGAACGCCGCUGUGAGUGCCAAGGAGGUCAACUUCGUUGGCUCAGAAGCUCAAAAGAUGUUACGUUCGAAAAAAUAUCAGUUCCCUAUCGCCGAUGCCUACAUGAAGGAGCAAAAGUUUGCGGAAGACGCCCCCAAAAAGUCCGAAAAAGCAUCGAUGACCAUUCCGGAGCCAGAACAAAUGGAAAUGGAAGUAGAAUCAUCGUCUGGCCCAGCUAGCACCAACGCGUCCAUCAAGGAAGAAAAUGAAAUCUCCGUGGAGAACGCAGGGACCGUAACUGAGAAGGUUAUGCAGCGCACGGGUGAUUUGGCCUCUCGAGUAGAUACUCCCGAUGUUCCCGUACGCUUCACCGAAAAGAAGCGGCUCAAUUGGUCUGGGAAGACAUACCUCGCGCCUCUUACCACCGUGGGUAAUCUGCCGUUCCGCCGACUAUGCGUGACGUAUGGUGCUGAUAUUACCUGUGGCGAAAUGGGUUUGGCCACGUCUUUCUUGUCCGGCUCCAAGGAGGAAUGGUCGCUGGUAAGACGGCACCCUUCUGAGUCUACAUUCGGUGUACAGGUGGCCGGGAACAAGCCAAACACGUUGGUCCCAACAGCCGAAGUCAUCGCUAAAGAAAUCGGAAGUAAUGUCGAUUUCGUUGACCUCAAUUGCGGAUGUCCCAUAGAUCUGGUGUUCAAAUCAGGAAGCGGUUCUGCUUUGCUCGAUGCUGCGGGAAAGCUUGGCCGGAUAGUUGUCGGCAUGAACAAGGCUCUCGGAGAAAUUCCUGUCACUGUCAAGCUAAGGACAGGUGUAAAGGAAGGCCGAAAUACUGUGCAUAAGCUAAUGCCUCGUUUGAGCACGGAGUUUGGAGCGGGCUGCCUCACGCUGCAUGGUCGAACCCGACAGCAGAGGUACACGAAGCUAGCCGAUUGGGAUUACAUUAAACAAUGCGUGGAGGCUGUUCGUGCAAAGGAAGCAGAGGAAGACCUCGCUCCUGUACCGAUCUUCGGAGGAGGAGACUGCUUUUCGUCACAAGACUACUGGUCGUGUGUGGAACAGAGUGGUGUUGACGGUGUCAUGGUCGCACGAGGCGCGCUCAUAAAGCCUUGGAUAUUUACAGAAAUCAAGGAGCACAGAGAAUGGGACAUAAGCUCCCGCGAGCGGUUAGACUUGAUAAGAAAGUAUACCGAAUAUGGAUUGAGUCAUUUUGGGACCGAUACUGCAGGCGUAAAUGCAACGCGCCGGUACCUCUGCGAGUCACUCUCGUUCCAGUAUCGCUACAUCCCUAUCGGAUUACUGGAACGAUUACCUGGACGUAUCAAUGAUCGUGCACCAGCAUUCCGAGGUAGAGACGACCUAGAAACAUUACUUGCUAGCGAUGAUAGCAGAGACUGGGUCAAAAUAUCGGAGAUGUUCCUCGGUCCUGCGCCUGAGGCUUGGUCUUUCACACCAAAGCACAAGAGCAAUGCCUAUGAAAGUCAGGGCUGA
Messenger RNA from Desarmillaria tabescens, 2019 nucleotides. Its product is annotated as zinc finger dihydrouridine synthase. The record is from RefSeq and is a predicted model, not a curated record. The coding region runs from base 1 to 2019 and encodes 672 amino acids. NCBI's taxonomy places the organism in Eukaryota, Fungi, Basidiomycota, Agaricomycetes, Agaricales, Physalacriaceae. Gene Ontology annotation, molecular function: flavin adenine dinucleotide binding; tRNA dihydrouridine synthase activity; RNA binding. The transcript has 13 exons. Gene Ontology annotation, biological process: tRNA processing.